AGGCGUGCCGAGUCUCGAAUGAGGCAUUCACGUUGCGCACUACAUCGUCACGUAAACAUAUUCACAAUCGGCUGCCUUCGACGGUGUACCGUGAUUCCCAGUAUAUGACAGCAGAAGGAGAGCUUAUCAAAACCCAGACUUAGUGCACCGAAAAACAGAGCGAGUGAGAGAGAAAGAGAUAAGUGUGGUGUUGUGACAAGUUUCUUCGAGUUCAAAUUGGCCGCGACGAAAGCAUGAAAAAAAAAUAGUCUGAGCCGUCUGGUUCCGAGUGACAAUCCGCGACACAAUAAUCGGGCAGCCACGAGCGCAGUGCGCAGACGAUCGGCGGGGCGCCAGAAAAAGUCGUUUAGUUCCUACCGUGGGGCGUGUUCCCUGUAUUCCGGACUGAGGUCACCCGUCCGACGCAUCGGAUGGCAAGAUGGCUUUCUUCUUUAACUUUGUUGCGAUUAGUUUCUUCGUGUACCAUCUGCUGCGCGUGAUACUUUGGGGGGUGCUCGAUUCGGACAUUGAACUCUUCUUUCUCUCCAAAUUGGGCAAACCGAUCUCUUCGCUGCGUGGAAAGGUGGUCUGGAUAACGGGGGCAUCGAGUGGCAUUGGCCGCGAACUGGCAAUAGCCCUUGCGAAGCAUGGAGUCAAAUUAUGCAUCUCUGCGCGUAAUAUUUCGGAAUUGCUGAAAGUGAAACAAGCUUGCCUGGUUCAAUCGAACGGAAGUCUCGGCCCGAACGAUGUGUAUGUGCUGGAAAUGGACAUGCUUCAUGUAAAUCAUCACAACGACUACUUUAACAUGGUUAUCGAUCACUUCAAAACGGUAGACGUUCUGGUUAACAAUGCUGGUCGAUCGCAGCGCGCCGAUUGGGGUUCCAUCAAUGUUAAAGUUGAUCGGGAGCUGUUCGAGCUGGAUGUUUUCGCGGUGGUAAGCUUGUCGCGGGUGGCUCUGAACUUUUUCGUGCGCAACUCGGUCAAAGGCCACUUGGUGGUGACGAGCAGUACGGCAGGUCUGAUCGGAGCACCGAAUUCCGGGACGUACACCGGUGCCAAGCAUGCCCUCCACGGCUACUUCGAGGCGUUGAGAAACGAGCUACCGAACAAUGUAAACAUUACCAUGUUCUGUCCUGGACCGACGGCCACAAAUUUUCUGCAAGAAUGUUUCACCGAUACCCCUGGCACGAAAUACAAUCAACGCGUACAACCGACGGACCGCAGGAUGACGAGCGAAAGGUGUGGCCAACUGUACGCGCUGGCGAUCGCCAACAAAACCCAUCUCAGCUGGGUGGGAACGUUCCCGAUCAACUUCUUGCUCUACAUCGGGUGCUAUUACCCGAACCUGAAGCGAGUGUUGCUGAAAAUCAUUGGCAGUGAGAGACUGCAGCGAGUUCGCGAUAGCCGGUAAAUUGGUGUUAAACGCGUGGAGGGCCCACGCACGGCCACCCCGCAGCCGCAGGCGUAAACCGACGGGUUGCAGCAGUCAUUCCAGUUGCGCACACUAAACGAGUAACAAAGGCCACCGUCUUCACAAGGGAGAGGAAUGCAGUCUGAGCGGUCUACGGUCCGGUGAGUGGACGACCAGCUGCAAUGCAUUUGUGUUUGGGCAAUGUUUUGCUCGAAAUGCUCUCACGAUGUCACGCUCCACGCUAGGAUUAGUCCCAUUUUCACCGCUCUUCCCGAAAGUCACAGGCAGCUAAACGAUUGUUAUUUGUUGGCAGCGUUCAUUAUUUGUAGUUCUCCAAAAAAGGUAGUUAAUUGUUUUAUGUUAAUUAUAUUAUGAGCACAGAGCAGAGCUUUGCAUUUGUUUGUUAAUUAGUGCGUUCAUUUUUGCAUAAAGUUUCGUUCGUUCGUGCACUACGUCACUGAACUGCGUUGCAGAUCGCUUUUAGAGAAGUUUAUCGCAUAAAGCCACACUAACUGUAAGGUGGAUCAGCCACAGCAUCGGUGUGGAUGUUAAUUGUAUUUAAUUCUAUUCGAUGUACGAGCAUAUUUAAAAAAGUUCAUACCGAAUCCAAUUGUUCGAAAACAUUGUGAGUUCCAACAAUACCUACUAACCACCCGAGCUCACUCGAGAGCUUAACAAUAAUAAAACAUGCUGAAAAUAUGGCACAAAUGAUGUUUGCGAAUUUUAAAUUCUAGGUGUUGAUAUGUUGGACCGCCACUAAGUUCUCGUUCUCUGUUCAGCGAUUCUAAUUCGAGGUAAAUCCUGCAUGAACAAUUGCAAUAAGCAAUAUUAAGCAACGGUAAAAUCAGGAAUCAUCGCUAUCUGCCUAGGAAUGCUUCUUCAAAAUCCCUGAAAUUUACCAAAAAUAAAUCAUCUUUGA
This is a messenger RNA of Anopheles cruzii, 2309 nucleotides long. RefSeq names its product dehydrogenase/reductase SDR family member 7. NCBI's taxonomy places the organism in Eukaryota, Metazoa, Arthropoda, Insecta, Diptera, Culicidae. The transcript has 6 exons. The record is from RefSeq and is a predicted model, not a curated record. Bases 419 to 1390 code for a protein of 323 amino acids. Gene Ontology annotation, molecular function: oxidoreductase activity.